Acaulospora morrowiae is the source of this 351-nucleotide messenger RNA. NCBI's taxonomy places the organism in Eukaryota, Fungi, Glomeromycota, Glomeromycetes, Diversisporales, Acaulosporaceae. The record is from the annotation of a GenBank genome assembly.
GCAGUUUUAACCAAAUAUAAGAAUUGUCCAAAAGUAAUGUUAGAAGUAAUUGUAAUAGCAGGAAAACCUCUACUCAUAUUUGAUGCAACUGGUACAUCAUUUGUUAGUUCGCCACCAGCUAUAAAUCAAUCUUUCUUUCAAGUAUCUAUUGGAAUAACAUCAGCAUUGAUUAUAACCUCUGCAUCAAUUCUAUCAAUUUCUGUAGCAGUAUUAUUAGAAAAUUCUCCUACUUUCCUACCCUUAACACAAGUUUCAUAUCAAGUCAAUACAGGUCCAGCAAAAUAUAAUAUUGUUAACCCUAAUGCCUCUGCUCUUCCAGCAACUCCUCCAACACCAGAAGAAGUCCAUUAA